CAGACACACACAAACAUACGCACACACACGUCCUGACAGGCGCACCCGAUCCUACACCGCAGCUCUCCCACCACCCUGGAGCGAGAGCUGUAGCUGUACCCGGGACCAUGGUGCAGCUGGGGUCUAGCCUGGCAGAGAAGGGAGACAAUGAUCAGGGAGUGGAUGAGGACACGGUACCAUUGAUAGCUCCUUUGGAUGUCAACCAAUUGGAACAACCCUUUCCUGAUAAGUUGAUUGUGAAAACAAGGACCGAAUAUCAGCUACAGCAGAAGAAGAAACGGAAGAUUAAUGUCCCUGGAAUUAAACGUCUGAACAUCAAUCUGUAUGAUGAAGUGUCUGAGAAAGUCAAGCUGACUGGUCUGAUCCUCAUUACCAUGGUGUUCCUGGCUUGUCUCCUCAUGCUAGUGAUGUACAAGGCUCUGUGGUAUGAGCAGCUUAGUUGUCCUGAGGGAUUCAUCUUUAAGCACAAGCACUGCUCCCCAACAGACUUGGAGAUGUAUUACUCCCAACAAGAAACAGGACCCCGUGGAACACUCUAUACGGCUAUUACCCAGGCCAAGAAGACCCUCCCAGAGCUACCCUCUCCAUGGCUGCCUGUCAUAAAUGCCCUAAAGGAAGCUGAGAAGGCUAAAAGGGAACUAGGGGCAUCACAGCAGUGAAUCUGGGGAGAAAAUACAGCACGGGAGCUGCUUUACGUUUUGGGGUGGGGGUGGGGGGUUUCCAAUCAUUUCUCAAUAUUUUGCCUGAAAUAUCCAUGUGUGAGAAGCACCAUUCCCAUUUAGUAAAGGUUUAUUGGCAUUACAAUAAAAAUCACUCGCCCAUUUAA
This is a messenger RNA of Bombina bombina (fire-bellied toad), 826 nucleotides long. It is a transcript of the gene CALY, whose product is annotated as calcyon neuron specific vesicular protein. The record is from RefSeq and is a predicted model, not a curated record. The coding region runs from base 108 to 659 and encodes 183 amino acids. The transcript is spliced from 5 exons. NCBI's taxonomy places the organism in Eukaryota, Metazoa, Chordata, Amphibia, Anura, Bombinatoridae. Gene Ontology annotation, cellular component: membrane; endosome. Gene Ontology annotation, molecular function: clathrin light chain binding. Gene Ontology annotation, biological process: G protein-coupled dopamine receptor signaling pathway; endosomal transport; clathrin coat assembly.